CUAGACAUUUACCAACUUGUAAUACAUAAAGUGGAGUAGAAAGCAGCAAUCUAUACGAUACUAAAGAGCAAAUGAAAGAAACCCAUCCCAGGAAGGAAGAGAGAAAGCUCUACAGAAGCACCUACUGAGAUGGCAGAAGCCUCGGUGGACACCUCAACUCCACCCGCAACAGUAAAGAAGAAGAAAAGUCUGUCCAUUGAGGAGAAGAUUGAUAUCAUAAAUGCGGUGGAAAGCGGCAAGAAAAAAGCAGAGAUUGCAGCUGAGUAUGGGAUAAAGAAAAAUUCAUUGUCUUCUAUUAUGAAGAAUAAGGACAAAGUUCUAGAAGCCUUUGAAUCUCUGAGAUUUGAUCCAAAGAGAAAAAGACUGAGAACUGCUUUUUACACAGAUCUGGAAGAGGCAUUAGUGAGGUGGUAUCGAAUUGCUCAGUGUCUAAAUGUACCGGUUAAUGGUCCAAUGUUGCGUCUAAAAGCUAAUGAUUUUGCCCAGAAACUGGGACAUAAUGAUUUUAAGUGUAGUAAUGGUUGGCUGGAUCGUUUUAAAUCCAGGUAUGGUUUAGUAUUCAGGGCACAACCUGAAGAAGCCACAGGUACAUCAGUAGACCCUUCAAUUGUCUGGCACCAAAAUAUACUUCCCUAUUAUUUAAAUGAUUAUCAUCCGAAAAAUGUUUUUAAUGUAAAAGAGACUGGACUGCUUUAUCGAAUGUUGCCUACAAAUACAUUUGCAUUUAAAGGAGAAACAUGCUCAAUUGGAAAGUUAUGCAAAGACAGGGUAACUGUGGUGGUUGGUACAAACAUGGACGGCUCAGAGAAACUUCCUUUGCUCAUUAUUGGAAAAAACCCAAGUCCACAUUGCUUCAAAGGUAUAAAGUCAUUGCCUGUGGAUUAUGAAGCUAACAGAAUGGCAUGGAUGACCUCAGAUAUAUUUGAACAAUGGAUGCAGAAGCUCGAUGAGAAAUUUCAAGCCCAGCAACGAAGAGUGGUGAUUUUUGUUGAUUCUUUUCCUGCACAUCCAGAGGUAAAGAACCUAAAGUCCAUUGAGUUAGCAUUCUUUCCAUCAUGUUUAUCUUCCAAAUUUAUAGCUAUGAAACAAGGUGUUAUUAAAAGCCUUAAAAUCAAAUAUCGACAUUGCCUUAUCAAGAAAUUUUUAAGCUCUGUUGAAGGUAGCAAAGAAUUUACGUUUUCGCUAUUAGAUGCAGUUGACACAUUGCAUCUCUGUUGGAGGGCUAUAACCCCAGAGACUAUCAUUAAAAGCUUUGAAGAAGCAGGGUUCAAGUCUCAGAAGGGAGAAGAUGACCCCCCAAGUGCAGGCGGUGACACUGGUCUUGAUCUGGUUCCGCAUGCUCUGGAGGCAGGAGUGGAACUUCCGGAAGGCUUGUCUGUAGAGGAGUAUGCUGCCCUGGAUGACGAGCUGGAGGCCUGCGAACGGGCUCCGGACGGCGGCUCAGAGUGGAACAAGGAACGGAAAUCAGACGAAACUGGAUUUGAUACUUCUGACGAAGAGGACAUCAGUGAGCCUCUAGAAACACAACCCUCCUUACCAUCAAAAACUGAAGCAACAACUGCUUUAAAUACUCUUAAAAGAUUUCUUAGAAGUCAAGAUAUGAAUGAUGGCCUUCAUAAUUCUUUAGCAGACCUUGAAAAUUUUAUUAACUCCAUAUCACCUAAGUAAUUACUUAUUGUAGAGCAUCUGAAGAGUAAUAGUUUUCCUGAUGUAUUUUAUUAUGUAAGGUAUGUA
This is a messenger RNA of Castor canadensis (American beaver), 1734 nucleotides long. The record is from RefSeq and is a predicted model, not a curated record. Lineage: Eukaryota; Metazoa; Chordata; Mammalia; Rodentia; Castoridae.